UAUUUGUUUGGAAAACACAAAAGUUGCAAUUUCAGAAUGAGUGCGAAACACUCAUUCUGAUGCUAUUGUGACACAGAUGGUGCUCCAGCCUUAAAAGACAAGAAAUGCUCCCGAAUCUUGGCCCGCCCCCCUCCUACACCGUCUGCCCGGGCGGGUGCACGAGAGGCUGCUGCUGCGGCGCCGAAUCUCUCGCAGUCCCGCCGGUCGCCAGUGGACGCUGCCCGGCUGGCCGAACAUGGCGGCGGCCCCGGAGAAGGAGGUAGACCGCAGACCGAUCCGGAGGGUCCGGUCCAAGAGUGACACGCCUUACAUCAACGAGGCGAGGAUCUCUUUGCACCUGGAGACAGCUGAGGAAGUGGAGAGGUUGGCAGCGAUGCGCUCUGAUUCGCUGGUUCCAGGCACACACACACCUCCCAUACGGCGACGGAGCAAAUUCGCCAACCUAGGACGUCUGUUCAAACCAUGGAAGUGGAGGAAGAAGAAGAGUGAAAAGUUCAAACAGACCUCAGCUGUGCUUGAGAGAAAGAUGUCGACUCGUCAGAGCAGAGACGAGCUCAUCAAGAAGGGAGUGCUGAAGGAGGUGUACGAGAAAGACGGCUCUUGCUCUGUUGUACGAGAGGAGGUGAAAAUGGAGAAUGGGCGCUCUCCGGUGCUUGGCUCCGGCCUAUCUGAGCGUGACAGUACUGAGCUGAUGGAGGGAGCGGCUGCAGCUGGAAGCUCUCUGGAGUUUCAGAUGUCCAGUGAAGGUGCAUGCCAUCAGGACCACACCCAAAAAUCCAUCCAGGCUCCGCCCAUGAAGAAGUCAACGGUUUACCCCUCUGACGGCGCCGAGUCACCGCACAGACCUCCCACGCUACACAAACAACCUCCAGCGCUGCCACCCAAACCCUUCAACAGGCUACCUAAUCACAUCACAGACGGAGCCCCAGUGAAGCUGCCAUGUAUGUCGGUGAAGUUGUCACCUCCUCUACCUCUAAAGAAGAUUCUGAUCUCCGUACCUGCAGGGAGCAUGGAGCCCUCUCCGCUCGCCUUCCAGAAGUGCCCCGCCCCCUCCAGCCACGCUUCGAUAGGAGGCCACUCCUUGCAGUAUGGGACGAUGCCAGUUGCGCUCCACCCCCCUAGCCGGAUCAUAGAGGAGCUCAACAAGACCCUGGCCCUUACAAUGCAGAGGUUUGAGAGCUCCAUGAUUCACGGCGUUCCCACAGUGAUGAUCCAGUGUGACGAGGACAAAGAGAACCUCCCCAGUGAGGACAUGCCUGGUAUGUACCAGGACGAGGAAGAGGAGGAGGAAGAAGAGGAUGAAGAGGAAGACGACGAGGAAGAGGAGGAUGAUGAAGAGGAGGAUGAUGACACGUUUUUUACAAGCACACUGGCCAUGAAGGUGUUACGGAAGGACUCUCUGGCCAUCAAGAUAAGUAACCGACCGUCCAAGAGGGAGCUGGAGGAGAAAAACAUCCUGCAGCUGCAGUCGGACCAGGAGAGAAUCGAGUCCCGACAACAAACAGCCACCAAACUGACCAGGCGGUUGAGUCAGCGGCCCACAGCAGAGGAGCUGGAGCAGAGGAAUAUACUCAAACCUCGGAACGAUCAGGAGGAGCAGGAGGAGAAGAGGGAGAUCAAGAGACAUUUAUCCAAAAAGCUGAGCCAGAGGCCCACUGUGGAGGAGCUGAGGGAGGCGAAGAUCCUGAUCCGCUUCAGCGACUACGUGGAGGUGGCCGAGGCUCAGGACUACGACAGGCGAGCGGACAAGCCGUGGACUCGGCUAACCGCUGCUGAUAAGGCUGCCAUCAGGAAGGAGCUGAACGAGUUUAAAAGCACAGAGAUGGAGGUGCAUGAGUCGAGCAGGCAUCUGACCAGAUUUCAUCGGCCAUAAGCCGGUCCACUCAGACCUCGGACAUGCUUUUAUCCUCCCACGCUGAGCCUCAUGUGUUGGGAUCGCUACCUGCUGCCCUCUUGCUGACUGCUCCUCUCUCCAGCGUCGACAGACUGGACAUGAACACAACCUGUGAGCUGCAGGCCUCACAGGAGAGAGGAGCAAACACACUGGAGGAGGAUCGACAGACUCCUUGAUGUUCAAAAGCUUUUCAUUUUUUAUGAUGAACAGAUGGUGAUUUUACUUUGCAGCACUUUUUGGACAUCAAUCAGAAUCUGUGCCAAUUUGUAGGACAGGAAACGUGACAUGUUGAAGAUGGGAGUUCAUUUUCUUUCCUUUUUUUGUACAAAGGGAUGAUUUUGUUGCCUUUCACCAUGUUCUCACUCUUUUAUCAAAUAAUGGACUUCUUGUUUCUUUGAGGGGUUUGCUUGUGUUGGCACAGAUGACACUCGUUUUCUUAUUGCCUGAGGAAUCAAAGUUUUUACAACAGAUUAUUGCUGUUGUAGGCAGCUCACUCUCAAGCCAAAAUGUCCAUAAAUCUGGAUCAAAUUCCCAAAACCUUCUCUGCAAGCCAGUAUCGGCUCAAAGUAAGAUCUCCUGACACAAACACACCAACCAACAGCAAUAAUUUCAGAUUUCUCCAUUCUUCUUCUUCAUCUGUUUAUGGGCUGCAUUCAUGAGCUUAACACUGUCAGAAUUCAGAGCCCCAUUUUGAAACCAAAGCAACUUGACUUGCUGUGGAGGUUGUGAUCUUGAAUGCAUCUCAGAGUUCAGUAACCCACUGUGUCACUGUGCCUACAGUAUUGUUUACAGGGAUUUCAAACUUGCCAAAUUAACUCAUUUCAUUUGCUACAGAACAUUUAUCUGUAAACACAGGAAAAUGUUGCCGAACUCUCAGAACUUUUUUUUUCUAAUUCAUUUUUUUAUUCUGAACUUUCUUGAUACAAAACCUGAGAACGCUGUCAUCUUACUUUUCAUGUUGUUAUUGUUUACAGUCCACAUCCGGCUCAUGAAAUGGAAGUCUCGACCAGACGGAGAACUGGUUUUCGUUGUGUGAAUGAGUUAUGACUGUUCAUCUGAGUGUGUGCGUAAACAAGAGUCAGUAACAUCGCUGUCUCUUGUUCUUGUGUGUUGAAAGUGUUCUGAGCGAUUCUCAGAAUUCUAAAACGUGUACAUAAAGAAAGAAAGUCAGACUUUUCAAAUGUUUUUUUGUAAAGCAGAAAAAACUGCAUGUGAGUAUUAAUUUAUUGUGAGUCUUCUAUGAUGUAUGCAGUUUCUUAAUGAAAGAAACUUAUUAAAAAAUAAGUUUAUGA
This is a messenger RNA of Notolabrus celidotus (New Zealand spotty), 3186 nucleotides long. RefSeq names its product phosphatase and actin regulator 1 (gene phactr1). Gene Ontology annotation, biological process: cell motility; stress fiber assembly. Gene Ontology annotation, molecular function: actin binding. Bases 236 to 1873 code for a protein of 545 amino acids. The transcript has 14 exons. Lineage: Eukaryota; Metazoa; Chordata; Actinopteri; Labriformes; Labridae. The record is from RefSeq and is a predicted model, not a curated record.